ACAUUAAAAAAUGUAAUUAUCUCUUCCCGCUCUUGUCUGGUAAUUUUUUCUCAGUGAUAAUCUGAGAGCGAUAAUUAGCGCGACCGAAAUGCACUGCAUUUAGGUUAGAAAUAAUCGUGAUAAUUUUUGUUUAACUUUCACGGGCAGAUAAGAUAGCAUUCGACUUCAGACAGGUAGAUAAGAUAGCAUUCGACUUCGAAGUAAAAUCUUAGCAAGGGAUUCAGGUAUUUUUAGUAUCUCAAGGUUGCUCAAUCUGAUUUCUUGUGCUGAGACAAUUGACUUGCAUUAUAUUUGACAUAAUUGGAUUUAUUUGAAGGAUUUAUUUGAAGAUACUAAUGUACAUUUAUUCGUCACAAACGUAUUGUUAAGAUAAUUGUGUUUAGAUAUGAUUAGAGGCUGGCGUCCUUGUCAUAGUACUAUCAAAGUAUACUUCCAAGGCAUUUAAUAAAUUCGAAGGAUCUGUUAAAUCCAUUAAAAGUAAUAUGGAUGCAUUCAAAUUCGCCAACUAUGAUUGCAUUGGUUUCGACUUGGAUAACACUCUACUGCGUUACAAUAUUACAAAUCUGGUGCAUAGAGAGUAUGAGAUAUUAGCUAAAUUUUUGGUGAAUGAACGGAGAUACAGUGCAAAGCAUCUGUUAAAGCCAUUAACAGAUAAUGAUUUGGAUUUCAUGCAAAAAGGAUUGUUGUUAGAUGUUGAAAGGGGAAACAUACUCAGAGUGAGCCCAGAUGGUGUUAUUCGCAGAGCGUGCCAUGGAUCACAUCUCUUAAAUACAGAUAAAAUAAAGGAAAUAUAUCCUGAACAAAAAUGGGAAAUUAUAGAUACUUUCUGCAACGAUAUGCUGGCAACCUGGAAUCCUCCUUUGUCUGAGAAAAUGAGAAGUCUUUUAGAUUAUUUCGAUAUUCCGACAAGUGUUGUCUUUGCACGAACUAUAGAUACGCUUGAUGAAGAAAGUGGAUUCUCUUUGGAUAAAUAUAAUGUUUGGCCUGAUAUAUUGGAUGGACUGAUAUACAUGUUUUCUAAAGACAAUUUUCAUUUGAACAAAGGGAUUAUUGGCGACAUUAAAAAAAGUCCAGAGAAAUAUUUGCAUAAAUGUAGCCCAAAUACAAUUUCAUGGUUGAGAGAAAUAAAGAAAAAAUCAGCUACCUUUCUUCUUACUGGAUCAUAUGUAGAUUUUGCAACCUUUACUGCCAGUUAUGCUCUUGGUAAAGAUUGGCAGUCUCUUUUUGAUAUUAUAAUAUGUAAUGCGAAGAAACCUGGCUUUUUUGCUAAUAAUCGACCAUUUUUCACUGUUAUAAACAACCAUGAAACUUGUUGUUGUGUUACAAGCAAAGAUUUAAAACGAUCUGAAAUAUAUAGCCAAGGGAAUUGGAACGAACUAUCAGAAUUUCUUGUUAGUAUAACAGGAAAAGCGGAUCAACGGUGUUUAUAUGUUGGCGAUAAUCUUAUACAAGACAUUUAUGUACCGAAUCUAUAUGCACAUUGUGAUACAUUAGCUGUAAUCGAGGAACAAAUGUCAGAAGGGAUGCUUUAUCAUGGGUUGAUUCAUCCAGAUGAGAAUAUUUUGAAUUCAAAGUUUUGGGGAUCUUACUUUUGUUUGAAAGAUUCAACAGUUAAUGUAGAUUCUUUGUUUGGACAUAUAAUAAAAAAAUAUGCCAAACUCUGUAUACCAAAAAUCGAUUUAGUUACACAGAAACCAUUAGAAGAACCUAUUCCUUGUUUUAGUAAAGAUGGAAAGUCUUAUUGUGGAUAUUAUCCUGCCAUUCCACUUAGUAUAUCAGGAAUGUAAUAUAUAAAGGACAAUAAUAAUUAUGUUGUAUAAAUUAUAGCAAAAAUCAUAUUUUUUCUUCAUAUUUCUUCUUAUAUAGGAAAUCUAAGGAAUACUAAAAGCUAAAAAUAUUCGUAUCUUUUUAGAUAUUAU
Camponotus floridanus (Florida carpenter ant) is the source of this 1919-nucleotide messenger RNA. It is a transcript of the gene Nt5a, whose product is annotated as 5'-nucleotidase domain-containing protein 1. Lineage: Eukaryota; Metazoa; Arthropoda; Insecta; Hymenoptera; Formicidae. The record is from RefSeq and is a predicted model, not a curated record. Gene Ontology annotation, molecular function: 5'-nucleotidase activity. Bases 483 to 1787 code for a protein of 434 amino acids. The transcript has 2 exons.